Messenger RNA from Arachis ipaensis, 1260 nucleotides. RefSeq lists its product as uncharacterized. The record is from RefSeq and is a predicted model, not a curated record. NCBI's taxonomy places the organism in Eukaryota, Viridiplantae, Streptophyta, Magnoliopsida, Fabales, Fabaceae.
AUCACUUAGUACGUACGCACAUGCUAGUGCGUAUGCAUGCACGUCCUCUCACAGCGUUCGCACAGAAUGUGCAUACGCACAAUUGCCCAUUUUCCCUUCUGUGCUUACGCCUAGGAGGUGAUGCGUAUGCACAAAUACGAGGUUCCAUCUCUUCUCGCGUCACUUCCUCUUCUCCUUCCCUGCUUCACCAUCACACCCAGCUCCGACGCAACAUCACCCCUCCUCUUUUUCACUGUCUCACCCUACCGAACCGCCGUUUCCUCUCUCCCUCACCACUGUCUCCAGUCUCCACCACCGACGAACCCCCUCUCCCUUUCCUUCUCUCCUUCCUCAAACACGCAACCUCUUUGUUUCCCUUCACCUCCGCCCAUCCCAGAACCCACAGCGCUAGCUCCUCCACGCCGUCGUCCACCAUCACCUUCGCGUCAACCACCUCCACCACGCCAGCAACCCUAAUCGCGGUCCUCACCUCCAGCCACCGCCGCCUGCUCAGAACCGCAAUCAUCACAGACCCUAUUGUCGCGUUUCCUCUUCUCCCUUACCAUCGCCUCCGUCAAAACCCAGAGCAGCGGUGGCUAGAUUCCCCUCUUUCUCCCCUCUCUCUGACUGGCGAACCUGGACCAUCGUCGCCUUCCGUUUCAACGCCGCCGCACAUACCCAUCGCACAGCCCCCCUUCUUUCUUCUUUCCCCUGACCACCAUUCCCCUCCCCCUGUUCUCUCGAUUGCCUUCGAACAGCAAGAACAGGGCGUCUCCCCUGUUUCUCAGCCUUGCAACGCAGCGCUACCGUUCUUUGCCGCUUCAGUCUCUGAGUAUCACCGCUGGUGCCGCCACUUUGGCUGGCCGCUUCCACCCUUCCUUCCCCUUCCCUUCCUCUGCUCUGAUUCUGCUUCCCAGCACCACCAUCGUUCUUGCAGCCAUUCUAUCACCCGAGACCCACCAGCAGACGGAAGAGCCAAUGAUAGCAACGAUUCUUUCCACUCCGCUUGAUCUGAGCACUGAGGACGGUGCUACAUCUCAAGUGUGGGGAGGUUGUUCAUCUUCAGCAAGCAUAUUUUGGGUGAAAAAUUCCAUUUCCGAACACUUUUAGUUUAGUUUUUUUUUGUGCUUUUUAGUUGUUUUGUAUAUAUUUUAUCUUUUUGAAAACCUUUUUGCUUAGUUUUUGCACUUUCUUAGUUUAUUGCACAUUUUAAUUUUGCUUGUACAUAACCUAGUAUUAUAUUAUAGUGAUGCAUAUCUUUACAUUUUGCUUUUGAUUUUA